Messenger RNA from Acomys russatus (golden spiny mouse), 1692 nucleotides. It is a transcript of the gene Neto2, whose product is annotated as neuropilin and tolloid like 2. NCBI's taxonomy places the organism in Eukaryota, Metazoa, Chordata, Mammalia, Rodentia, Muridae. The transcript has 9 exons. The record is from RefSeq and is a predicted model, not a curated record. Gene Ontology annotation, molecular function: protein binding. Bases 79 to 1656 code for a protein of 525 amino acids.
GGAGCCGCCGAGCCGAGCCGUGACCGCCGCGCCGCCGCCGCCGCCUCGGGCGCUCUCGGAGCGCCAACCCUGAGGACCAUGGCCCUGGAGCAGCUCUGCGCGGUCCUCAAAGUGUUGCUAAUAACGGUACUUGUAGUGGAAGGGAUUGCUGUGGCCCAAAAGACCCAAGAUGGACAAAAUAUUGGAAUCAAGCACAUUCCUGCAACCCAGUGCGGUAUUUGGGUUCGAACCAGCAACGGAGGCCAUUUUGCUUCACCAAAUUACCCUGAUUCAUAUCCGCCGAACAAGGAGUGUAUCUAUAUUUUGGAAGCUGCUCCUCGCCAACGAAUCGAGCUGAGCUUUGACGAACGCUAUUAUAUAGAGCCGUCAUUUGAAUGUCGGUUUGAUCACCUGGAAGUUCGAGAUGGGCCAUUUGGUUUCUCUCCUCUUAUAGAUCGUUACUGUGGCAUGAAAAGCCCUGCAUUAAUUAGGUCAACAGGAAGAUUCAUGUGGAUUAAAUUUAGUUCUGAUGAAGAACUUGAAGGACUAGGAUUUCGAGCAAAAUACUCAUUCAUCCCAGAUCCAGACUUUACUUACCUUGGAGGUAUUUUAAAUCCCAUUCCAGAUUGCCAAUUUGAGCUCUCAGGAGCUGAUGGAAUAGUACGUUCUAGCCAGGUAGAACAAGAAGAAAAAACAAAGCCUGGCCAAGCAGUUGAUUGCAUAUGGACAAUUAAAGCUACCCCAAAAGCUAAGAUCUAUUUGAGGUUCUUGGAUUACCAAAUGGAGCACUCCAACGAAUGCAAGAGGAACUUCGUGGCGGUCUACGAUGGAAGCAGUGCUAUUGAGAACCUGAAGGCCAAGUUCUGCAGCACCGUGGCCAAUGAUGUAAUGCUGAGGACAGGCGUGGGCGUGGUCCGGAUGUGGGCGGACGAAGGCAGUCGGCUGAGCAGGUUUAGGAUGCUCUUCACUUCCUUUGUGGAACCUCCCUGUACAAGCAGCACUUUUUUUUGCCAUAGCAACAUGUGCAUCAACAACUCUUUAGUCUGUAAUGGUGUUCAAAACUGUGCGUACCCUUGGGAUGAGAAUCACUGCAAAGAAAAGAAAAAAGCUGGACUAUUUGAACAGAUCACUAAAACUCAUGGAACAAUUAUUGGCAUUACAUCAGGGAUUGUCUUGGUUCUUCUCAUUAUUUCUAUUUUAGUACAAGUGAAACAGCCCCGGAAAAAGGUUAUGGCUUGCAAAACCACAUUUAAUAAAACUGGGUUCCAGGAAGUCUUCGAUCCUCCUCAUUAUGAACUAUUUUCACUAAGAGAGAAAGAGAUUUCUGCAGACCUGGCAGAUCUGUCAGAAGAACUUGACAACUACCAGAAGAUGCGACGCUCCUCCACGGCCUCCCGCUGCAUUCACGACCACCACUGUGGAUCUCAAGCGUCCAGUGUCAAACAAAGCAGGACCAACCUCAGUUCCAUGGAACUUCCCUUCCGAAAUGACUUUGCACAACCACAGCCGAUGAAAACAUUUAAUAGCACCUUCAAAAAGAGCAGCUACACUUUCAAACAAGCGCAUGAGUGCCCCGAGCAGGCGCUGGAGGACAGAGUGAUGGAGGAGAUUCCCUGUGAAAUUUACGUCCGAGGGCGAGAAGACUCUGCGCAAGCUUCCAUAUCCAUCGACUUUUAAUUGCCAGCUAAAGGCGUUAAUUACUAAGUGUGUGUG